ACCUCACUGUGAACUCUGACAAGAAAGGUAACGUAAACAUGACCUGGGUGUCUGGGUUUAAUGAAGGUCUGGACCAGUUCUUCGUCAUAUCUAGGAAAAAUGGUCAAGAAUGGGAAUAUGUUGGAAACUUAUCAGAUCUUGGAGAAGGAAGUGUAAUGUAUUUUGAGGCCAUAACUUUGACCCCAGGCCAAAAUACAUAUUUUCGCUUGGAAACUUGUAAUACGUUUGUUUGUACCAUACAAUAUGCUGAGCCGGAUGCAAACCUCAAAGACCGACCAUCGAAUCCAAACAUAACAGGAGGCCUUAACGUUGAGGUCAAUAGAUACAUAACAUUGACCUGUUCCAGCAACUCAACUUCAGCCCCUGACUACAUUUCAGAGCUCGUCACCUUGUCUUACACAUGGUUUGUCAACAAUACGAAGAUAAAUGAAGAAACAAGAGAGAACCUGAUACUAUAUGUUACUAGGGAACUCAAAUACAACAGGUACUCGUGCACAGCGACAGAAGAUGGUCUGGAGUCUGAUAGGAACGUCCCAGUAAAGAUCAGCCCUCUGUACGGACCGGACAGAUUAACCAUUACUCCAGAACCUUUACUGAACAUCAAUGGCAAAUUAACGGUAAUGAAAUGGGAGACUAUUGGCCCCUUUGUUUGUACAGCGGAUUGCAAUCCACCGUGUAAUAUAACAUGGAAAAUAAAAACAUCCGAUGGAUUCAGCGAUGGUCGUUCAAUGAUGGGGACAUUUUUAAAACAAGCAGUUCAGAAAAACAUGUUAUUAUUCCGCUGCAUAGCACAUCGGGGGGAAAGUACAUUAAAAAGGGGUUUUCAACUUGAUAUCAAAGACAUUCCGCAAACACCCUUAAACUUCACUGGCUAUUCCUUCACAAAUAGAUACAUCAAUCUUACUUGGAUUUCUGGAUUCAAUGGGGGCUACGAUCAAUUCUUUAUUCUGUAUCUGAACGAGGGCUCAACGUGGACAGAAGAAAGAAAUUUAACAGACCCUGGUGAAGGCAGAGAGGUACAAUUUGAUCAUGGGCCAUUGACCCCUGGAAGUGAAUACUGGUUCCGGUUGCAAAGUUGUAAUAAAAUUAAUUGUUCGUCAACCCCUGAUGAUGUAAGGGCAGUUGUUAAAGGUGAAUCAUGCGCAUCCCUUAGAGAAAAACAGGACGGAACCAAACCCACUGAUGCAAUCGUUGUAAUCUGCAUUCUUUCAACUCUUUUCGGGAUUACAUGUCUAGUAGUGGCAGUAAUUGUAAUCUGUAAAACUCGCUAUGGUAAUAAAAAUCAAAAGGAUACAAACGGCGACCAGACGAUUCAGUUAGAGGAGAAACUCAUGACGGAGCACUACGAGAAUGCACAAGGUACCGGAACAUGUGGUGACGUCACAGUGCAAGGUGAUGUCCGAGUACAAAGCACUGACGUAGACUGCGACUACACAACACUGGAGCGUCCUGACCAUGAAACUGUCUAUGAGGAGUUAAAGUCAAUUUAAAAAUGCUAAACGUUUGAUCGAUGCAUGAUAUGUAAUCACAUGUCAUUCAUUCGAAAAUGAAUGAGUUACUCUUUCAUCGUUUGUUAACUACUGAUAUUAUAUCGUCUGACUAAGAUUUUCAAUGCAAUAUGUUUCAAUUUUUAUUAACAUUUUAUUGUUGAAAAUUUUCCUUCCGUUACACCAAUGACCUCGGAUAUAAUUAUGAGAGUCGUCCACAUUGAAAUAUAAGAAAUAGUUUUUUAUAUAUGAAUAUAUAUAGUAACUUACUGGACAUUAUACUGAAACCUCUUUGUGAAUUAUAACCUAGUAAUGUCAGAGAUGAUAUGGAUUUUCUGAACUAUAUUCCUGAAAGUGUUGAUCCUAAAACAAUUCUCGUCAGCCUCGAUGUUAUUAGUCUUUAUACUAACAUCCCACAUACAUUAGGACUAGAGGCCAUAUAUUUCUGGAUAGAAAGACAUCCGAAAAAUCUAAACGCCAGGUUCUCUAAAGAAUUCAUACUUGCAGAACUAAAAUUAGUUCUGGAGAAUAACCUCUUACACGUUGACGGGAUAUUCUUGUUGCAAACAAAAGGUACCGCUACGGGGACUAAAGUUGCGCCCACAUAUGCUACGUUAGUAAUGGGGUUUUUAGAGAAUACACUUUUUAAAAGAACAUCAGAAUUGUUUC
This is a messenger RNA of Magallana angulata, 2156 nucleotides long. RefSeq lists its product as uncharacterized. The coding region runs from base 39 to 1490 and encodes 483 amino acids. The transcript has 6 exons. The record is from RefSeq and is a predicted model, not a curated record. Lineage: Eukaryota; Metazoa; Mollusca; Bivalvia; Ostreida; Ostreidae. Gene Ontology annotation, molecular function: protein binding.